AUUAAGAAAUAUUCUGUGAUCCUUGUAUUUGCAGACGAUGUCAGCAUUAGGGCUACUUUUGUUAGUUGGCGUGCAGGGCGCCACCAUAAUAAACAUUAAAUACCCGCCGGAGAGCCUACGGAGCACUCAGCUAGCCAAGCGUGAUCUGAGUCUGAGCUAUGCUGCCACCAACAUUGACUCUAAAGAGGGCACGCGUGUGAAGACCAUUACGGUGAUCAAGAAUGUGAACGGAGGCGGGUCGAUUGGCAAAUCAAGUGCGCAGCAAUCGAGGCUGGCCAUCAAUCCCGAGCUGCAUAAGAACGAAGAAUGGGCGAACGCAUUUCGGGAUAACUUUGAGAGCUACGGCGUGCUGCCCGAGGUGCCGGACAUAGAUGACCUGUUUGACUUUGUGAAUGGCAAGAAGUCCAGUUCAGUGCCAGAAAAAGAUGCCAAGGAGCACAAGGAGGAGCAAACGCCAAAAGCUGUUGAGACCACCACGGUAAAAGCAACCAGCGAACAGGCAGAGGAUGUAGCAGACAGCGACGAGGCAACGGCAGUCGUUGAGAAAAUCAAAGGCGAUGCCGAGCUAUUGCCCCACAUCAAGCAGGCCAACAUAUUACGUCUGCAGGCACUCGGACAGCAGCCAGACCAGGGCAAGCGCCUACGCACACGCGAAUCUCUUAUCAAUGUCAACUACUCCACACCCAUGCAUUCGGUAAGCCAGUUCUUUGAGAACUAUGUGCAGGUGCUGCCCAAUGGCUAUGACUACAGCAAGCCUCAGCCACAACCAUGCGCUCAGCCAGCGCCGCCAAACAGUAUUCAGGUGACGACGCCGUCAGGACGCCACUACGACAUACCGCAGAGCAACAGCAGCGGCACUAACGGCGGCGCAAGGUAUCCCUAUAUAGCACCAGCAGUGGCCAAGCGAACGCAAAUAUCGCCAGCAGCGCCGCCUCAGGCCCAACCACAACCGCAGCCGCCAAACUAUGCCACUGUAAACUCGAUUGUGCCGCCAAUUGUACAACAACAGCAGCCGCAACCUCCGCCGUCGCAAGUAAAUCCUCAAGUCAAUGUGCCGCAGCAGCAGCAGCCACAGCCGCAGUUGCCGCCUUUGAAUGUGGGCGCAGGUUCAGGAGCAGUAAGAGGUGGCAGCGUUUCCACCAGUCAGCGACCUUAUGUGGCGCCAAGUUUGCGUAACAAUGGGCUGGGCAUCAAUCGGGGACCGCCUACGCCGCAGCCGCCGCUGUUGCCUGACUAUAGAGCUGGCAAUACGCCCAGUUAUGGUGCAAACAAUGGCUUUAAUCGCCCGAACUCAUUCCGAUCGCGUGGCUUAAAGUAUUAA
Drosophila busckii is the source of this 1321-nucleotide messenger RNA. RefSeq lists its product as uncharacterized. The coding region runs from base 38 to 1321 and encodes 427 amino acids. The record is from RefSeq and is a predicted model, not a curated record. NCBI's taxonomy places the organism in Eukaryota, Metazoa, Arthropoda, Insecta, Diptera, Drosophilidae. The transcript has a single exon.